AUGGAGGAGGAAGAGGCGGAGAGUUAUGACAAAAUAAAAGCGGCCGUUCUCCGGAGUUAUGAAUUGUUUGCAGGAAAAGAGGUUUGUGAUACAAACAUGAUAUUGAGGAUCGUUUUUCUGAUAAGCGGAAGGCUCUUGAUUGAUGCUGCAGCUUUCGAUAUUCAAAAAUUGUCAGGCAUGCUGAAGAAGCGACAAAUGAUACAGCGAGCAUAUCCUGUAAAUGAGAAACUUGUGAAUCCUUAUUAUAAUAAUGGAGUUCAUCGUCCAUAUCACAAAUCAGGAUCAGACCCUUAUCCUGAAGCAGUACUCUAUCAUGAUUAUGCAGAUGUCAAACAAAGUUACUCUCAACCGUAUCUGGAAAAAACAGCUCCAGCUUUUCCUGAGAAAGUAAAGAAAUCCAAUCCUUCACCAGAAGGGACAAACUCCACGAUGCAAUCAUUUACUAAUCAUCAAACUGGCCCUAUUAAGGAUGCUGAAGCAGGGCAAGGGGGCCAUGCUGCAUUACCAUCUUACCCUUCUUCAAAAAUAAGCCCUUCCUCCGAUCCUGAUGCCAUAUCUCAGCCUGAAGCUGGAGAAGACCCAUUCAUAUACCAUGAAAUGAUUCCUCCAUUUUAUUCCGAACUGAAGUUACUUUCUUCAUCUACAGAGGAAGUGCCAGUUUCUCCUCAGAAGGAAGCAGCGCAUAAUUCUAAACUCGUUCAACCACUCUUAGUUGACCAAGUAUCACUGCCAUCCGAAGAACCACCUCAGGCUUUCCCUAAAGUGGCACCAGCACCUAAACAGGCCUCUCCAUCAACAGAUAAAACAACUCCUGCAUUGUCACCCUCACCGCCCCCUCUGGCAUCACCCUCACUUCCCCCUCUGGCAUCACCCUCACCGCCCCUUCUCACAUCACACUCAACUCCCCCUCCGUCAUCACCCUCACUUCCCCCUCUGUCAUCACCCUCACCGCCCCCUCUCACAUCACCCUCACUGCCCCCUCUGUCAUCUCCCUCACUGCCCCCUUUAUCAUUCCCUUCAUUGCCUCCCCUAUCAUCCCCCUCACUGCCCCCUCUAUCAUCCCCUUCACUGCCCCCUCUAUCAUCACCUUCACAGUCUCCUCCUUCCCCAAAUGAAGAACCAUGUUCUUCAUCACACUUGCUGCACCGUCCAUCAACAUCCCCUCAGCACCCUCCGUCAACGCAUUCACAGCCCUCUCCAUCAGCAACUGAAGUGCCUCCUCCGUCAUGGUUCUCACCGUCCCCUCCAUCAUCAUCCUCACCGGCUCCUCCUUCAUCAACUUCUCUAACCCCUCCUUCACCAUCCUCACUGACUCCUCCAUCACCAACUGAACAGCCCCUUCCAUCAUCAGCCUCACCACUCCCUGCAUCAGCAACUGAACUGUCCCGUCCUACACCACCCUCACCCUCUUCUCCUCCAACAGCUGAAGCACUCCUUCUGUCAUCAUCACCCUCACCAACCCCUUGGUCAUCAUCUGAACUGCCUCUUCUGUCGACAGCUGCACUGCCUCUUCCAACACCACCCUCUCCACCAUUACCGGAACUACCCCCUCCAUCUUCAACCCAACUGCCCCCUCCAUCAUCUGGUGAAAUUUCCUCUCCAUCUUUGCCCAAAUUGCCCCCUCUGGCAGCAGCAAAACUGCCCCCUGAGAUGCUCCCGUUAUCACAUGAGCUGCCUCUUCCAUCAUCUGAAGUACCCCCUUCAUCACCCUCUCCUUCUUCACCCAAUAUAUCACCACCUUCAGCUGCAGUGACCCCACCUUCUCCUGAACUAUCACCUCCAUCAUCACUUCUGUUUUCACCGGAUGUGCCAGCUCCAAGUUCAACCAACCUACCACCACCUCCAUCUUUAUCCAUCAUAUCACCCCCAUUUUCACCCAAAAUGCCACCUACUCUUUCACCUGACAUAUCACCUCCAUCUUCACUCAAUCUGCCAUCCUCAUCUCCACCUUCAACUGAAAUGUCAUCUCCACCUGCACUUGGGGUGCCAUCAGCUUCUUCACUUGAAGUAUCACAGCCACCCUCACCCAGUGUGCCACCUGCACCUGAAGUGACGAUAUUAUUAUCAUCUAAUGUGACAUAUCCUUCAGCUGAAUCAUCCUCUCCAUCUUUACUUGCGGUACCAUCUCCACCUUCACCUCAAGAACCUCCACUACCAGCCCCUGAAGAGGUACGUCCAGCUUCGACCAGCGUGGUUCCACCAUUAACCGAGGAGGCGACUCUCUCUGCAUCUGGAGAGAGAUCUCUGGACGUGAAAUCUACGCCUGAUCCUGAAAUAAUGCCUAAAUUAGUCCAUCCUCAACCCACACUAGUACCAUUGGCAAAAACUCAAGCCACAUCUAAAAUGACACCUCCACCAGAAACUGAAGUUCUAUCUGCCCCCUUGUAUGCAACACCUCUCCUUGAUCCUCUUCAUCCUGCUGAACCCGCAUUUCCUUCUUCUCCUACAAUGGCACCUCUCUCUUCAUCUGAAGCGGCUCCUCCAACAGUGCCUGAUCUGAUGGCUUCAUCAUCAGUUGAAAGAGCAUCUGCAUUAUCGCCCAAGGUGCCCCCUGUACGGUCAACUGAUGGGACAACUACCUCGACAGCUGAAGAGUCACCUCCAUUGUCGCCAGAUAUGGCAUCUCCUCCUUCCUCUGAAGUAGCACCUCUGCCACCUGUCAAUCUGAUAUCUCUGCCCAAAGGGACAACUCCACCUUCAGCCUUUGUGGCAGCUGUACCUUCACCUGAAACAGUGCUUCCACCUUCACUUCAAGUGAUGCCUUCAACAGUGCCUGCAGGAGCGGUUCAGAGUUCUGCCAAAAUUAUACCCCCAUCUCUUCCUGAACAGAUUUCUGUAACUUAUUCCAAAGUGACUAUGCCACCUAAUCCAGAAGUAAUGCCUCCACCUUCUGCUGAAACAGCACUUUUAACUAAUCCUGAAGCAAAGCCUCAGUCUUAUUCUAAGAUACCAUCAUCAACUUAUAUUAAAAUGGAAUUUCCACCGUAUCCAAAAGUGCAUCCCCCAUUUAUUCCAGAAACAGACUCCCCACAUUCUGCCAAAGGUGCACGUCUGACAAAUCUUGAAAUAGAAUUUCCUAAUCUGGAAGUGCAGUCUCCACUUUACGCAGAGGCAGUACCUUACACUCAGUUUAAAGUGAUGUCUCCAGCAGAUGCUCGUGUGAAACCUCUAUCCAACUCUGUAAUGGAACAUCAGUUAAACCCUGAAAAAACUCCUCAGCCAAAUCCUGAUGGUGGAUCUCUGCCCAGUUCCCAUGAGUCAUCGCAGUUUUUCUCUGAAGUAAGAUUUAUGCCUUAUCAUAAAAGAAUAUCAUGGCCCCCUCAUCGUAUUGUGGAAUAUGCUUCAUAUUCCAGAGUGGGACGUCCAGUUUAUCCUAGGUUGGAUCCACCAGUCCAUCCAAAAAUAGAACCUCUGCUGUAUCCCAAAAUGGAAUCUCAAUUGCAUCCAAAAAUAGAACCUCUCCUGUAUAUGGGAAUGGACUUGCUACCCAAUCCUGGACUGGAACAUCCACAUUUUCCUGAAAUGGAACUGCCACCUUAUCCUGCUGUGGAACUUCCACUACGUACUAAAAUGGAUCCUGCCCCUCAUUCUAGUGGUAAUCCUCCAUCAUUAGGAACCCAUCCCAAAACCAUACAUCCAUUCAAUCGGUUAUCUGCAACUCACCCUGAGAUGGCAGCUGCAUUUCACCAAGAAAAAGUGUUUCCACGUUUUUCUGCAAUGAAACAAAACCAGGAACACUCUUACCCUAAUGGCGGCACAAAGCCUAAAUUUCAUUCAGAAUCACCAAUCCAGCAGUACAAGCAACCCUGUCUACCUGGAUGGACUCAUUACAAGUAUUUAUCAUCCUGUUAUCAGUUCUUCCCUCAGGUGGAGCUAACCUGGUUAGAAGCAGAGCUAAGGUGCCGGCAAUACAUGCCGAAUGGCCACCUGGCCUCCAUCCAUUGGAAUGAACACAAUCAAUUCAUUCAAAGUCUGAUUAAGGCACAGGACCCAUCACAACCCACGGUUUGGAUUGGACUUAGUGACUGCUAUGAGGAGGGGAUUUUUCUGUGGAGUGACGGAUCUGUACUAGAUUUUACAAAAUGGAGUGACGACCAGCUCAACAGCAUAAAAGAAAAUGAGAACUGCGUGAGCUUUAAUUCUGCAGAUAUUGAAGGCAGAUGGAAUGAGAACAAUUGUGCAGAAGAUCGACCUUUUGUUUGCACCUACAACCUUGCCUAAAGUCAACAAAAUGUAAAGAUAAUCACUAGGCCUUUGAGAAUGGGUUAAUUACUUUAAAUUCAUCUGGAAUGGUGAAGUGUUUUACAAGAUUAUUGUAAUGAUUUAA
Hypanus sabinus (Atlantic stingray) is the source of this 4327-nucleotide messenger RNA. Its product is annotated as mucin-2-like. The transcript is spliced from 6 exons. NCBI's taxonomy places the organism in Eukaryota, Metazoa, Chordata, Chondrichthyes, Myliobatiformes, Dasyatidae. Bases 1 to 4221 code for a protein of 1406 amino acids. The record is from RefSeq and is a predicted model, not a curated record.